CAGCGGCAUCUGUGAGGAGUGCAAGUGUGGCCCUAAAAAGGAUCCAGUCUCCGAGCUAUAUGUUGUUGAGUGUGUCCAAAUCGACUGUUCCACCACCUGCCAAACGGGUUAUGAGUAUGAAGUCGUACCUGGGGAAUGCUGUGGAACAUGUGUCCAGAAGGAAUGUGUUGUAGCUCUACCAAACGCCACAUCUCACAUCAUUCAGCUUGGGAAGUUUUGGUCGCCCCUAGUGACCGCUGUGUGAAGUAUGACUGCACAAAGAGAAACGACCAGUUCAUCGUUGUGAAAACCAAAUUGGAAUGCCCAGUGUUCAGUCCAGAAGACUGUGUCCCUGGAACUGAGAAAACUGAUGCAAAUGGCUGUUGCACAUCCUGCACUCCAAUCAGUCACUGUGAUGUGAAGAACACCACCACCUACCUAGAGGUGAAAAACUGCAGAUCUACUGUGCCCGUGGAGAUCGCAGCCUGCGGGGGAUCC
This is a messenger RNA of Coregonus clupeaformis (lake whitefish), 477 nucleotides long. Its product is annotated as mucin-5B-like. NCBI's taxonomy places the organism in Eukaryota, Metazoa, Chordata, Actinopteri, Salmoniformes, Salmonidae. The transcript is spliced from 5 exons. The annotation marks the transcript as partial. The record is from RefSeq and is a predicted model, not a curated record.